AUGCUGUACACUGAACCGACCGCCUCCUUCACGGUCCCGGUCAACGCCUGCUCUGGCGUUCCCAUUGCCGGUGGCGAAGCGCGUGACACCGAUUUUGUGCUCUUUGUGAGUGCGAUGCCGCAGUCUUCGAGCGCCGCUGAGCAGUCGUCCACCUCCUCCACCGGGAUUGCCUGGGGCCGCUCUGCGGGGCAGGCGGCAUCUUUGAAGACAAUCGCCGAAACGCUGUCCUCCUCCCUGGAUGAGGUCCAUGAGUGUCUCUCGCCGGAGGGCCGUGCGGUUGACAUUAUUCGGCGCACCGCCGAGACGUUCCCUGCUAGCAAGACGGCCAUUUCUUUCAACGGUGGAAAGGACGCGGUGGUGAUGCUAGAGCUCCUCCGGCGCACGAUGGGGUUAGAAUGGGUGAAGGGCUGCUUUGUCUUUGUGCUUCUCGACACGGCGGGUGAAUUCCCUGAGCUAAUUGAAUUUCGCAAGCACUACAUGGCCUCUUACCUCCCGGGGUCCUUGCACGAGAUAGACGCGGGGGACGGCAUGAGGCAAGGCCUGUGGCGGGCCACCCAACAGCACGACUUUACCGUCGUCUUCAUGGGCACCCGCAAGGAUGACCCCAGCGGCAAGUACCAGCGUCCUUGGAAACCGACGACUGCCGGUUGGCCGCUGAUGGUUCGCGUCUGCCCCAUUCUCUCCUGGACUUUCAAAGAUGUGUGGGACUACACAAUAGCUGGCAAGAUUCCGUUCUGCAAGCUGUACCUUGACGGCUACACGUCACUUGGAGACAGCAAGGCGACCUCGCCGAAUAAUCGUUUGCUGAAGAAAGAUGGUAGCUACUCCCCUGCCUGGACGUUAACAGCGGACACCGAAGAGCGCGCUGGUCGCACGGAUAGUAUCAUCUAA
This is a messenger RNA of Bactrocera neohumeralis, 891 nucleotides long. RefSeq lists its product as uncharacterized. The record is from RefSeq and is a predicted model, not a curated record. Gene Ontology annotation, molecular function: FMN adenylyltransferase activity. Lineage: Eukaryota; Metazoa; Arthropoda; Insecta; Diptera; Tephritidae. Gene Ontology annotation, biological process: FAD biosynthetic process.